This is a messenger RNA of Rattus norvegicus (Norway rat), 740 nucleotides long. The record is from RefSeq and is a predicted model, not a curated record. NCBI's taxonomy places the organism in Eukaryota, Metazoa, Chordata, Mammalia, Rodentia, Muridae.
GGUGGACUUAGACAUUCAAAAGCCUAAGCAAGGUCCAGUGGCUUCUUCCUGAUGCUUGAUAUAGACUCACAGCUAUUUCUCCAGCACCAUGUCUCCCUGCCUGCUGCCAGGCUCCCUACCAUGAUGAUGGUGGAUUAAACCUCUGAAACUGUUCACCCAUAAUUUGAGAGAUGGUGAAUGAAUACAAGAGAAUUGUUCUUCUGACAGGAUUAAUGGAUAUUACUGACCAUGAGUUUAAAAUGGUUAAGGCCUUGUUGAGAAAAGAACUAAAACUAAAUAAAAUGCAAGAUAAGUAUGACAGAGUUAAGAUUGCUGACUUGAUGGAGGACAAGUUCCCAAAAGAUGCUGGAUUGGACCAACUGAUAAAACUGUAUAAGGAGAUUCCUGGACUUAGAAACAUUGCUGAUACACUCAAGAAAGCAAAGGCAAAAGCUAAAAUGAAACAGAUAAAGAAAAGGAAAACAGCAGAGAAAAGACAAAGACGAGAAGAACCCAGUACUUCCCAACCUAUGUCCACCAUAAAUGAAGAUGUGGAACCAGAAACAGGCAGGAGGAGUACACAGGUCAUCAAGGCUAGGAAGUGAAAAGCAACCACUUGGUCCUGCUUCAGUUAUGAAACUGCACAAAUUCUUGUCAUGGAGACUAUGAUUCCACUGAUGUUCAUACAGAUAAGAUCCAGUUCCAACUCUUAAAAAAAAAGUCAUUCAACUGAUUAAAGCCAGUUUUUUUGCUCUAGGAAA